AUGAAUGGUCACUUAGUGUUUGCAAUGCAUAGUAAUGUUAAACAUGCAAAAGUCUAUUCAAUAACUAUAGAUAAUCAAACAAUUCCAAGUUGUAUCUCAGCAUCAAAAAGUUUAAGACAACAAUUACAAUAUUUAUCAACAAAUCCAAUACACCCGAAUUACUUAGAUAAAUUUGCCACUAACGAUUACUUGGACAAUGUAACAAACUCAUUAACCAACUGUUAUAGCCAGUAA
Molecule: messenger RNA, 234 nt
Organism: Schistosoma curassoni
Lineage: Eukaryota; Metazoa; Platyhelminthes; Trematoda; Strigeidida; Schistosomatidae
Source: the annotation of a GenBank genome assembly